This is a messenger RNA of Protopolystoma xenopodis, 1357 nucleotides long. The record is from the annotation of a GenBank genome assembly. Lineage: Eukaryota; Metazoa; Platyhelminthes; Monogenea; Polystomatidea; Polystomatidae.
GCUCCCUUGCUCUGGCUUGUCAACUAAGAUGACUGCAGCUGCCGAUCCCCCGUCUAUCCCAGCUUUUCUCACAAAACUCAAGAGGCUUGUUGAUGAUGAUGAUACCAAUAACUUAAUUUGCUGGGACCCCGUACUAUCUAUUAUUUUCUUUUUUGACUUGGCUAGAGUGGCAGGAGUUUUCAUAUAUGCGAUGGGAAUAGUCUUGCAAAAGAAGUUCUGCCGUUGUACUUUAAACACAAUAACUUAUCAAGCUUUAUUCGCCAACGGUUUUAGAAAAAUGAACAGGCUUGAAGGCAGCUUAGGGUUUGGUAUCGAUAAUGAAGACAUGGAAUUUAGCCACCCCUACUUUUUAAGAGGAAAGGAUUAUCUUCUGGCAAGGAUUCAUAGAAAGCCCCCCAGCACUGCUUUACCCCAGCACAUCAUGAAUGGGCGAUUAUUAAAUUCUGUCGGAAUACCCCCUAUUAUUACUCAAAAUACGGGGAUUAUUGGGGAAAAUAUCCCCUCUAAUUGUCCCACACGAUUUGUUUUGAUGCAGGAAUUCGCUCGUCUUGCUCAGAUGGUAAAACAUAUGCAGGCAAGACACGAACUAAAUACACAUCAAAUAAAUAUACUUAAAUCAGAAAAUCAGCUACUUUAUCGUGAGUUAGCAGAUCUCCGGUUGCAACAUGAUAAACAAUCCCAGGUCAUCCAAACUCUUUUUAAUUUUCUCACAGCGUUCGCAAAGGAUGGGCGAGCUUCCAGUCUCUGUAUUGGAGCAUCUAACAGGAAAUAUCCUCUUCCUAUUGCUGCUCCUCCUAAAAGUUUAGCGCCUGGUUCUCCUGAGAUAGUAUUAAAUUUAGGCGCGAACAAGCCUUUCCUUGCGUCACGUGCCUUGACUCCUACAGGGUCUAAUUUCCUCACUGAUUCGCCUAAUUCCCUCUCCAUUCAGCCGAUCCAAACCCUGAGGGUAUCCCAAUCUUCGUUGCCUAAUUCUAUCAUCGAGAAUGCAAACUCAUUAAGCGAACCUCUCAACAAAGUACCGAGAAUAUCGUCUCCACAACCUAUACGAACUUUAUCGAAUGCAUUCCCUCAAAGACCUCAGACCCAGCCAACAGUGAUCCCGAAUCAUUUAGAUGUCCGAUCCGAACUUCUUACUCACCCUAUAUCCCAAGAAGUAAGCCAGCCAAAUCAAGUCCCAAAGAAUACAAAUUCAGCCAAUUACAGCAUAUAUAGACGUGUUUCUUCUUUUAAUUCGCGUCAUCCAAACAAUGGAACUCGCUUGGUUUAUAAAGUGUCUUCACCCUAUUUCCUCCGUUCGCCUCAAUCCCCUAGCAUUGAUGAUGCCUUGGAUGAAGAUAGGAUGAAUCAUGGUCAUUCG